AUGCUUCAAGGAAACCCUUUUGUAUGUGAAAAAUCUAACUACUUAUUUUUCUUUUCUAUUUCUAGUGUUCGCAACUUAGAUAGAAGUAGAGAGGACGAACGUCGAACGAAAAUGGACGGCAGCCAACACCCGAGCUUCGAGGAUUAUUUUGCCUGUCAAUCUGUUUAUAAUAUUUUAGGGAAUGAGUCCGAUUUGAAACUAUCUGACUUUGGGUUUGAAAUGGGCGACUGCGUGGUCGAAAAGACAGCCAUGCUAAACGUUGGCGAAAAGAUCCACGCCUAUUCAACUCCAGUUAUCUUCGCCAUGGGCAUUUUAGGCAAUUCUAUAUCGCUGAAAAUCUUUCUCUCCAAAAACUUCCGGCGUCAAGCGGGUGGAGUCUACUUAGCCUCCCUGUCCUGUGCUGACAUCUUCGCAUUGGUUUUUUUCGUCAUGACUCAGUGGCUGAAACGGGUGUGGCCGAUAUUUACGGACAGUCGCGUCACUCCAGUUGUGGACACCGAUGGUCUAUGUCAAGUUAUCUUAUACCUCUCCUAUACAUCUCGUUUUCUUUCGUCAUGGUUAGUGGUUACAUUCACUGUCGAACGUUAUAUUGGGGUGUGCCACCCUUUUAAAAGAUUAGAAUGGUGUACUACUAAGACUGCCCGAAGGGGUAUCGUAGUGCUCACCCUUAUUUCUCUCGUUUUUAACUCAUUUAAGCCAGCUCUGAGUGGAGUUUACAUGCUGGACGGAGAGCUGACUAAAUGUACCGGUAACCCUGACUACCAUUAUAUAUCUUUCAUACUGGACAGCGUUUACGCCGUGUCUAUAACUUUAGUGCCUUUUGUUGUCAUUCUCCUCUUAAACGUGAUGAUCAUCCGGGCUUUGGUGAAAUUAAAAAGGCGGCAAAAGACAAAUCAAGUGAAAGCAAAAGAAGCUGGCGGUCGAACGGAUUUCACCCUCCUCUUACUGAUGAUCUCUUUCUGUUUCAUUGCUCUUAAAGUGCCCUUCUUCGUCACUUGGUGUCGCCAAUUCCUCUACUCUCUGCAUCUUCAGCGCGACACUUCCGGCAAUAUAGACAACAUCAACAGAAUUGAAAUCAUCAAAGGAAUACUUAAUAUCACUCGAACUGUUUUCUACAUGAACUACGCCACUAAUUUCUUCCUGUACAGUUUUGUCGGGUCUUCUUUUCGCCUUGAGCUGAAACGGCUCGUGUGUUGCCAGUGUCGUGAGAACCGAUCAUACUCAUGGACACCACAGAGGACAUGCAUGCAGUCUGACCUGAGCCACGGCGAGACGUUCAACAGGAAUACAGCACAGAGAAAUCAAACAGUUGACGAUGUGUGA
Messenger RNA from Acanthosepion pharaonis, 1323 nucleotides. Lineage: Eukaryota; Metazoa; Mollusca; Cephalopoda; Sepiida; Sepiidae. The record is from the annotation of a GenBank genome assembly.